Molecule: messenger RNA, 714 nt
Organism: Haliotis rufescens (red abalone)
Lineage: Eukaryota; Metazoa; Mollusca; Gastropoda; Lepetellida; Haliotidae
Product: GSK3B-interacting protein-like
Exons: 3
Coding region: 88-450 (120 amino acids)
Biological process (GO): regulation of canonical Wnt signaling pathway
Cellular component (GO): cytoplasm
Molecular function (GO): kinase regulator activity; protein kinase A binding
Source: RefSeq, a predicted model, not a curated record
AACCUUCGUUUGCGUCGCGAAGUAUUAUCACAAAAAUCGAAUGAUGCCGGAAAACACCGAUACCCUCCGAUUGCUGUGAAAGGCACGAUGGCGGAUUCUCCAGUGAGUAACGAAGAUCAUAUUUUGAAGAUCGAGGCCCAGGAGGCCGUGAGAGAAGUAGCAUUUGCUGUCAAGUCUGUUGAAAUGUCCAAGUCUCUCCCAGUUACUGCAGAACUGGUCUACCUGAAUCUCAGGACAAAGGAAGAUGUACUGUAUUGUGUAGAACUUUCAAUCAGCGGUUUCCGGAUUGUGGGGAAAUCGUUUGACACUGUCAUGGAAGAUGAGCCUUCACGUUACUACGAGACGAUCUAUCAGCUGCUUGACACUGUCAGCCCCGAGUAUCGGAACACUUUCGGUGACACUCUGGCAAUGAGGCUGAAGGAACUCCAGGAGAAGGGAGACGACUCUUGACAAACUACCUCAGUUGUUAUUCAUUUGCUCUCAGUAUUGAAAAUAAGAUUGCCAAACUACUUUGUCUUUCCCCAUCAUGAAGACUUCCAACGCUUGCUGUGCUACAACCACAUGUGCCUUACUCUGAAGGAGAGUCCAGGUGAUGCUGACAUCGUUGUAGGGACCAUGUUGUAGUCAGCUGGGACACCGUCACUCUACAGCUGCUUGUUGAGUGCGAAGAUACUUACCUUAUAUGAAAUAUUCACCAUAAAUCAUUUUGAAGUA